Molecule: messenger RNA, 11326 nt
Organism: Papilio polytes (common Mormon)
Lineage: Eukaryota; Metazoa; Arthropoda; Insecta; Lepidoptera; Papilionidae
Gene: LanA
Product: laminin subunit alpha
Exons: 62
Coding region: 66-11114 (3682 amino acids)
Biological process (GO): cell adhesion; axon guidance
Cellular component (GO): basement membrane
Molecular function (GO): extracellular matrix structural constituent
Source: RefSeq, a predicted model, not a curated record
CGAACCCUGAGGCGUAGUAUCGGCGCGUGGAACUUCACUCGGUGGCUGGCCGGCGUGCGCGCAACAUGGAGCGUGCUGUCGCGCUCCUAUUUUUAUGUUUAAGCGUCGCGCGCGCAGAAAUAUUGACACCCCCGUACUUUAACUUAGCACUCGGAAAGAAAAUUACCGCGACAGCGACGUGCGGCGAUGAAGGCUCGGAGCUGUACUGUAAGCUGGCCGGCGCCAACGCCGACCACGACGAACAUGUGAUACAAGGACAGGUUUGCGACAUUUGUGAUGCUAACAAUGAAGCAAAGAAACAUCCACCGGAGUACGCAGUUGACAGCAUGGAGACCUGGUGGCAGAGUCCGCCCCUGUCUAGAGGAAUGAAGUACAACGAAGUCAACUUGACUAUUGACCUCGGCCAAGAAUUCCACGUGGCUUACGUUUUUGUACGAAUGGGCAACUCACCUCGUCCUGGACUCUGGGUAUUGGAAAAGUCUACUGAUUACGGAAAAACCUUCAAACCUUGGCAAUAUUUCUCAGAUUCACCUCAAGAUUGUGAAAGAUUUUUCGGAAAAGAGAGCUUGCAGCCAAUUACAAGAGAUGAUUCUGUGAUCUGCAGCACUGAAUAUUCCAAAAUUGUUCCCUUAGAAGGGGGAGAGAUCCCCAUUUCACUUCUAAACUACCGGCCAUCGUCUAACAAAUACUUCGACUCGCCAGUUCUACAAGAGUGGACAAGAGCAACCAACGUGAGACUUCGACUUCUCCGAACAAAGAAUUUACUUGGACAUCUAAUGUCUGUGGCAAGACAAGACCCUACUGUAACCAGACGAUACUUUUACAGUAUCAAAGACAUCAGUAUAGGCGGUCGGUGUAUGUGCAACGGUCACGCAGACAAUUGCGACCCUGCCGACCCCCAGAGCAACACCAACAUCUUGGUGUGUCGUUGCCAACAUAACACAUGCGGACCGCAAUGUGCCGCUUGCUGUCCAGGCUUUGAACAAAAGAAAUGGCGCAUAUCACAAAAUUGGAAUAGAUUCGCUUGCGAACCUUGUAAUUGUCACAAUCACACAACUGAAUGCGCUUACGAUCCUGAGAUUGACGAGAAGCGUCUCUCUCUGGAUAUCCACGGCAAUUACGAGGGCGGUGGAGUUUGUAAGAAUUGUCAACACAAUACUGAGGGCAUUAAUUGUAACAAAUGCAAACCAACGUUCUACAGACCUUACGGAAAGAAAUGGGAUGAGAUCGACGUAUGUCAACCUUGUAAUUGCGACCUGCACUACUCUACGGGUAAUUGUGAAGAAGAAACUGGUCGUUGUGAAUGUAGACGAGAGUAUAAUCCACCGAACUGCGAUUCUUGUGCCUACGGCUAUUUCGACUAUCCUGAUUGUAAACCGUGUACGUGUAACUUGAAUGGCACCGAGGGCGACAAUUGCACACCGACAGAUGGCUUAUGUCCAUGCAAAUACAACUUUGCAGGAAAAUCUUGUGAAAUAUGUCAAGAUGGCUUCUAUUCACCUGAAUGUAAAAAUUGCGAGUGUAAUUCAGUGGGUUCCGUAUCCCACGUUUGCGACAAAGAAACUGGCAACUGUACUUGUAAGAGUAAAUACAGCGGUCGCACUUGCAACCAAUGUGAAGCUGGUUAUUAUAACUAUCCAACGUGUAAACACUGCAACUGUGACACCAGCGGAACAGAAGCUACCAUUUGUGAUGACGUCAGUGGUCAAUGUAUCUGCAAAGAUGGAUUUGGCGGCGCUCGUUGUGACCAAUGUCUUUCUGGAUACUAUAUGGAAGUGAAAGGCCGUGAACGCCUCUGCGUGCCAUGUAACUGCUCUCCUACUGGUUCCACCUCCACCAGCUGCUCCGCUGACGGAAAAUGCAACUGCCUUUCAAACUUCGGUGGCAAGCAAUGCGAUCAAUGCUCGCCUGGAUAUUAUAAGUACCCUGAAUGUUUACCUUGCAAUUGCGAUUUGGCUGGUUCUAUUGGUUCCACGUGCGAUGACAACGGCCUCUGUCAUUGCAAACCAAACUUCGAUGGAGCGAAAUGUGACAAGUGCAAGGAACAAUUCUAUAACUACCCCGCUUGUGAGGAAUGUAACUGUGAUCCCAAGGGUGUUAUAGCCUCGUUUGCAGGUUGUGGGUCCGUACCGGCUGGUGAGCUAUGCCAAUGCAAAGAUCGUGUGCAAGGUCGCAUCUGUAAUGAUUGCAAAGCCUUAUUCUGGAACUUGCAAGAAUACAAUCCUCUAGGAUGUGAAGAAUGCAAUUGCUACCUGCCUGGUACGCUGGGUGGGUUGGGAGCGUGCGACACCCGCUCUGGUCAGUGCACAUGCAAGAUGAAUGUCGACGGUUCUCAAUGUGAUCAGUGUCAAAGCGGCUUCUACAAUCUGCAGAAUAAUAACCUCUUCGGAUGUACCGAAUGUGACUGUGACAUUGGCGGUUCCAUCGACAACAACUGCGACAAAAGCACUGGUCAGUGCCGAUGUCACUCGCGCGUCGACGGCCGCCGCUGCGAUCGCCCCAUCCGCGCCCACUACUUCCCCACCCUCCACCAGUUCCAGUACGAAGUUGAAGAAGGUCUCACACAAUCAGGUCCAGUCCGAUACAGAGACUCGGAGGAAGUCUUCCCCGGUUAUUCCUGGAAAGGAUAUGUCGUAUUUUCUGUGUUACAGAACGAAGUAAUUAACGUGGUGCACAUCGGAAAAUCAUCUUUAUACCGAAUGGUGAUUAAAUACGCAAACCCCUUACGCGACUUAGUAACCACGUCAAUUAUUAUAACACCAGAGAGCGUUGUCGAUACGCAGCAAAUGUUCAAUGUAUUUUUGCGGCCGACUGAACAUCCCCAGCUAGUGACAGUAACGUUGGAAAAAGGUAACGCACCAGCACCGUUUGUAAUGAAUGCCGGCAACUGGACUGUUACUAUCAAGACAACGAGAGAAGUUAUGAUUGACUACUUCGUUCUAAUACCUGAAGCAUACUACGAAGCGACUGUUCUAACUAAACUAGUUGACAAACCAUGCGGUAUUGGAGAACGCAAUCUUUGUCGCCAUUUUGCUUACCCAAGCCUCAGGGGACUUCCUACAGCUAAUAUAACAACUUUAAUCACCCCAGUAACUGAAUACGUCAACAAUCCAGAGCAACUGAGAGAGUACAGCUUAGGGCCAGCUGAUAUCCCACUAUUGAUUAACGAACAAAAUGAACUACAAUACGACAUGAAAAUCGAACCAAGCGGCCCUUACAUUCUUGUAAUAGAGUACGUUACGCCGGUUAAUAACACAGGAAGCCCUGGAAUUGAUGUGACUAUAUCGAAUGUAACAGACGAUAACAGUCCAAAAGGAAUUAUUGCAAUUCGAUUCCAAGCUGGUGAUGGGCCAGAGACAAGUGCUAUCGUGAAUUUAAACGACUGUCCUUACACAGCUCCUUGCAGACAAGUAGUAGCGGAUGACCUCUCUAAGAUCAUAACUGUGAAUGUUAUGGAACCAAACAAUGUGAUGUAUUUAGAGGGCGACACCGAUACUCUUGUGGGAAUUAAAUCGGUCGUAGCAAUUCCUGAAGCCAUCUGGCAUCUUGAUUAUAUCACACCUCGUCCAUACUGCUUAAGGCGCAAUGGAAAAUGCAGUCCGGGAGUAUUUGCGGCUGCAGUUGACUCCAAAAAGGUUGAAGUGGAAGCAGGAACAGGAGGUGGCCGCGAUACUCGACCUUCAAUCCUAGAUAAUUCAACAUCAGUCGUUUAUCUCGGUUCAACCUCGGAACCUAUUAAGUUAGAAUCCAAAGUACCUACACCAGGAGACUACGUCUUUGUCGUACAUUACUUCCAGCCUAAUAAUCCAGAAAGCAAUGCGGAAAUUACUGUUACCAUUGACGACCAGAAAUACGAAGCCGCUUUACCCAUAGAACAUUGUCCGUCUAACUCUGGAUGCAGAGCUCUGAUAACGCUCACGAAUGGAAACACGCAGUUUUCUGUCAACGAAAACUUCACUUUAAAUUUCAAGGAUAACACAAGCAAAGGAGUUUGGUUGGAUUACGUCCUUGUAAUAGAAAAACCAGACUACAUGGACACUGCAAUUAAAGAAGCGAACACACUAGAUUACACAAGAGAGUUUAUAGAAAACUGCGCUAUGAAUCAUUACUACAUAAACCCCAAUGAAACUGGUUUCUGCCGUGACGCAAUGUUUUCCAUCACCUCCGAAUACAAUAGCGGAGCUUUAAGUUGCCUUUGCGACUUCAUGGGUUCUACGGAGCUGGAAUGCAACACAUUCGGUGGACAAUGUCCUUGUAAGCCCAACGUUAUUGGACGAACCUGCAGCGCCUGCAAAACUGGUUUCUACGGUUUCCCUAACUGCAAACCUUGCAAUUGUCCUUUGACUGCCAUUUGUGAUGAUGAUGGUCAAUGUAUUUGCCCGAAGAAUGUGGAAGGUGAUAAUUGUGAUCGUUGUAAGCCAUUCACCUUUAAUUUCGACGUGCAGCGCGGCUGCGAUGACUGCAACUGCAACCCUCUAGGUGUAGUCGGCAACCAACUACAAUGCGAGGCAGACAGUGGCAACUGCGAUUGUAAAGAAAACGUAAUAGGCAGAACUUGUGAUCACUGUGUACCUGGCCAUUACGCCUUCCCUGAUUGUUUAGAAUGUUCUUGCAACUUACACGGCACAACUGAAGACGUGUGCGAUCAAAACACUGCCCAGUGUUAUUGUAAAAAGCACGUACGAGGUCAAGCAUGUGAUACCUGUAAAGAUGAAUAUUUCAACUUACAACCAGACAAUCCCGAUGGUUGUACAAAAUGUUACUGUUUCGGCAAAACUACACGGUGCACCAGCUCAUACUUGACAUGGGCCGAGAUCAGUGGGAUGAGCGGUUGGUACCUAGUAAACAUUGAAGUGAACCGCAGUCUUAACAUUUUCCCCUACACCAUUGCCCCCACUAUUCUAAACGAAACCAUAAUAGGGGCUGAGUUCGUAAGCAAUGGUGAUGAACAAAAAGUAGUUUACUUUGGUGCCCCGGAAUUUUAUCUAGGACAACGUCUCACGUCAUACGGAGGAUACCUUACUUAUACUGUUUUUUACACCACCCAAGACGAAGGAUAUGCUGUGAUUGAGGCUGACGUUAUUAUUGGUGGUGCUAAUGGAUAUAUAGUACACAACAGUGUGGAGCAACCACCAUCAGUCGUCAACUGGCGACAUAGCGUCAGAAUAAGCGAAGAUGAAUUUACCAAUCUCGAUGGUAGCGCCGUAACCAGAGAUCAAUUUAUGAACGUACUUGUUAAUGUGACCAGCAUUUACAUCCGGGCAACCUAUUGGCAUGAACCUGUCACAACAAGAUUGAUGAGUGUGAGUUUAGAUGUCGCCGUGGAAGACUUUGCUGACGGUAGACAAGCUUCAUCUGUAGAAGACUGCCAAUGUCCCAAGGCGUAUCGCGGUCUGUCAUGCGAACAGUGUGCUGAAGGCUAUUACAGACUUAGCACCGGACCCCAUGCCGGAUUCUGCGUACCAUGCCAAUGUAAUGGACAUUCAAACACAUGUGAUGUUAAUACUGGUAUUUGUCUAGAAUGCACAGACUACACGAUGGGAGACCACUGCGAGCAAUGUAUUCCAGGUUACCAUGGCGACGCCACGGUCGGCACUCCUCACGAUUGCCUCAUCUGCGCCUGUCCAAUGCCCUAUCCAUCUAACAACUUUGCCAUUGGCUGCGAAUUAAGCGGGAAUGGUUCUCUAAUAUCAUGUGAUUGUAAACCUGGUUAUGCUGGCGCAAGAUGUGAAUAUUGUGCGGCAGGAUACUAUGGCAUUCCCGAAAAUAUUGACGACUACUGUAAACCUUGCAACUGCUCGGGUAACAUCAACCCUAACGAUCCUAGUUCGUGCGACAGCAUUACUGGUGAUUGUCUCAAGUGUGUCAACAACACAGCUGGAGCCGCCUGUAAUCUAUGUGCCCCUGGCUUCUUUGGUGACGCUAUAUUCUCUAAGAACUGCACAGCGUGCGUGUGCGACGAGUUUGGAAUGGAGCGUUGUGAUCCCACGACUGGUACUUGUGUAUGUCGGCCGGGAGUAAUUGGGGACAAGUGUGAUCGUUGCGCGCCCGAUCACUGGGGCAUUAACAGCGGUCAAGGCUGUACACCAUGUUCCUGCGCAAUUGCCUCCGAGUCCUCCCAAUGUGAUGAUAAUACUGGACAAUGCAGAUGUGCAAAAGGAGUAACCGGAAAACAAUGCGACCAAUGUGCUGCUGGUUACUGGAACUAUACCAAAUCUGGAUGUGAUCAUUGCAAUUGUAAUACUGGGUAUUCCCUUGGAUUUAUGUGCAACGCGACUGGCCAGUGUGAAUGUCUUCCUGGUGUUAUAGGAGAAAAAUGUGACCGUUGUCCUGAAAGAUGGGUGUUAAUUCCACAUGAAGGUUGUCUCGAGUGUGAUUCGUGUACCGAUGCUUUAAUAUUCUCCAUAGAAGACCUGAGCUACAUGUUGUCCAAUGAAAGUCUAGAAUUUAAGGAUAAAGCAGACUCAUUUUUCACUACACAACGAUUGAACUACAUUUCUAAUCAAACUGAGCAACUAAAACCCAGGGUAACAGAACUACGUAACGUCGAUUUAGUCGAAGUUACAAGUGCGGUAAAAGCUCUGGAGACCAGUUCUAAGAAUUUGUUGAGAUCUGCCGAGUUUGCAGCCACCGAUAGUGAAAAUCAGAUUGGAAGGGCUGCAACAUUAGCUGCAGAUGCAGAUAAAAUGUUAGCAUCGGUUCGAGACAACAGUCAGAAAGCUAAAGAAAUAGUCACACACGUCAGUGAUUUGGCAACGGGCCUGGAACUCAGUCAACAACCUAAGGUCGACAGUGCCUUAGCCGAAGCUCAGCAAAUUAAGAGCGAUAUUUCAGCCAAAGAUCUAAAACCAAAAGAAGAAUUAGCAAUAAGUGCAAUAAACAAUGUCGAUAAUCAAGUAGAACGAAUGAAUAUUUUCGUCCAGCCUGUUAUUGAACAAACAAAGAAGUUCCAAAAAUUAGUAAACAAAACGAAAGACUUGAAGGGAAAAUUAGACGAGAUGUUACAGCACACAAAUACUGCGCAGAAAACUGCUGAUGAAGCUAAGAUAUUAAAUGAUAAGAAUAGAGAAUCCAAGUUUGGAAACAAAGUUUUGUCGGUUACCAAAUUGAAUAGUGCAGCUAUGAAAGAUCUAAUUGAUGCUGCUUUAGAUAUAAAUAACGCUACAUUCUACAAUACGUUAUCUGGAGGUAUUGUAAGAAAUUCUUCGAAAGCUUUAGAAGAUUUAAACAACGGUAAUCGCGAAAUUGAAGAAAUGCUAGCAUUGUUAGAGGACGAUUUUCCGAAGCUGAUAAAUUUGACUGAUGUAGCUUUGCAUCAUGCACAAGGGUUGAGAAACAGGGCAGAUAGUCUACGUGCUUUAGCAGAAAGGGAGAAUAACAACACUAGAACACAACAUGCGUAUAGUGCAGCCUCCGCGUAUUCAUCUAUAGUACAACAAAUAAGUGACGCAAAAAAAGCAGGCGAUGAGGCAGAAGCAUCAAUUCUAAACGCCACGAAUAUUAAUAAUAUUCUCCAUGAACAAGUUGAUCCUGCAAAGGAGAAAUCAAUGAAACUGUCAGAAACUGCAUUGAGUGCUCAACAGACCGUGGAAGAAAAGCUAAGGCCUAAUCUUACCCAUGCAGAGGAAGCAUUAAAGGAAGCUUGGAAGAUCCUUGGCGCUGCAGAUGAUGAAAAUAAUGCAAUACAAUUGUCUCUUCCGAUCAGUACAUCAACUUCUUUGGAAGCCGAAACUCAAAAAGCAUCUAAAGUAAUGGAGACUGUCAAAUCCACGAAUAAUAUAAUGUCGCAACUUGGAAAUGAUCUUGCCUCCAGUAAGGAAUGGGCACAAUCAUUACCAAAAGUGGCUGACGAUGCACAAAAAAUGACAUCAAAUAUUAAAAACUUAGUGAAUAACAUCAAAGAUAUGGAUCCCAAUAUUUCUUCGCAGUACCGUGUUGUAAAAAUGAAACAGGAAAGUCUUGAACAGCGUCGCAAAGAAGCAGACGAAAGGUUGCAAAAAUUAAGAGAACUUGUCGAACAGGCUCGUACGGUAGCCAACCGAAUGCAAUUCGGUGUGACAUUCGACCGUUGGUCAACUCUACAACCGAGACUUCCUGAUACUGUGGACGAAAUGUCUACAUCUACUCACGUAUCCACAUACUUCCGCACCAAAGAGAAGAACGGAUUCAUACUUUACUUAGGCAAUCCAAAAGAUACAAUGCUCAGGCGGACAAAGUCUGAUGACUUUAUGGUAAUUGGCAUUCAAAAUGGAUAUCCGUAUGUAGUAAUGGACAUUGGCGACAAUGCUGAAGCUGGGAAAGAACCCACUAAGAUUAGCAGUGACAAAUUUGUCGCCGAUAGUAAAUGGUAUCAAGUCAUAGUUGACAGAGUCGGGCGGAAUGUCAAAUUAUCCAUUCGCGAAUCAUUGGGCAAUGGCACGGAAUACGUACAUUCUAAGGAUGCAACUUUACCAGGACAACACACUAUCUUCAAUUUGGACAGACAAAAAUCCAAACUUUACGUCGGCGGCGUUCCAUCUGAUGCACAAUUGCAAGGUGUCAGUUUCCCUGCAUUUGAAGGUCAAAUAGAAGAACUUAUGAUAGGUGAUACACCUGUAGGACUCUGGAAUUUCAUAAGUGCUGAUAAUUUGAAGGGAGCAAGACAGAGAGACAAGUUGAUAACAUCACAAAGCGGACCACAAGAAUAUCGAUUCAAUGGACGGUCUCACGUUACAAUGCCAGGUAGAGGAUACCUUGUACCACAGAAGAACCACGUACUGCUCUUCUUCAGAACCUAUGCUCCCGAUGGACUAAUAUAUCUUGUAGGAGAAGGUAGUCACUUCUUCUCGCUUCAGAUGCAAGAUGGACGUAUUUACUUGCAGGUGUCUCUCGGAAACCCUGACGAUCUCACAAUAAUUGGAACAACGAAGGCUUACAAUGAUGGCAAAUGGCAUAGGCUAGAUGCUGGAAGAUAUUUGACUACAUGUUCACUAAAAGUAGAUGGCGAAGUUCUUAAGACAGUGUCGACAUCUGAAACGAAAGAAAUCCCCGAUUUAGAUACAAUGAACUUUGGUGGUAAUAAUAAAGGAAUUAUACAAGUCACUAAUAAAGGAUUUGAUGGUUGCAUUCGACAAAUUAGUAUAGAUGGUGUAAACAUUGAUCUAAGUGAAAAUAUGGAGUCGGUCGGCAUAGCUUAUGGCUGUCAGUUCGCCUCACUUGUCUCGCUAUCGGGCGAAGACAGUUAUCUACGCUAUGUUAACCUUACAACGGAAAACUUACAAUUGACUUUGAAAUUUAAAACAUCAAAAGCGGAUGGACUUAUUUUUGUAUAUUUAAGUAGAACACAAACUACUACAAUGUCAGAUAGUAUAUCUUUGUCAUUAAUUGGAGGUAAAUUGGUGCUGAUGAGCCAACGAGAAAAACUUGAUACAGGUCUUGGUACAUACAAUGACUCUCAGUGGCACGUCGUGACCGUGACGCACAAUAAUCAAGCAUUGCGGCUCGUCGUGGAUGACUUCGAUUAUUUCAGUACUGACACAGCGCCAGCUCCACUGCACAUUUUAGACGGGGUGUUAUUUGUCGGUGGCGUGCAACCUGGAUACCUUGUCGGAGGCAAAGUUGGGUCCAAAGCACCUUUCCAGGGUUGCAUUGCAGAUGCUACAAUAAACGGCAGGAUGCUUAACCUGCUAGAACCAUUCAGCAAUAAUAGCGUCAUAUUUGGUAGAUGUGGCACAACAACUACAACUGGCGGCGUGCCCCCAGAUCGCUUGAUCUGGGCGGCACCCGUGCCAGUCGAUGUGCUGCCCACGCCUACGUCACUGCCGCCGUUGGCCACACCUGUUCCAGAUAUUGUAACUGUUAAAGUUAAUCCAGAAGAAAAUGAAAUAAUAACAACGACGCCAACUGCACCACCAACUACAACUAGAGCGCCAUUCAAGAUAACAACGACAACUGUCCGACCAUCCACCACCACACGAAGACCUCCGCCCAAGCCAGAGGCCGGGUGUGCGUUGGCUUAUGAUACACACUAUGGCUUUGGUGACCCCUCGGAAGGAUAUAGAUUUGGCACUCGCAAUGACAGUCGCAUAGAAUACUCCAAGUUGCCAGGCCGCCAAUUGGAAGGGUUCGACUUCACAAUCACCUUCCGUACGUUCGACCAGCACGGCGGCCUUAUUUUCUACGCCGAAGCGGAUAAGGCUCCUGGCCAGUUCCUUGCGUUGUAUAUGAGGGAUGCAAAGCUUCACUUCACAUUCAAUUGCGGUGGAGAAACUGCUUUUGUACAAUCCACACAAAUGUAUAAUGGAACAGAAUGGCAUACAGUGACUGUAGUCAGAAAGGAAGGUCAUGGAAAACUAACAGUUGAUUCAGAGCGCAUUGGGGAAGCCAGUGUUACAUGCAUAUCACCAGCAAUUUUAACACCUCCAUUCUAUUAUGGAGGUCUUGGUAAUUUGUCUUCUGGUAUCCGCCAGAAUCUAAUGGACUUCUAUCAGCCAUUCAAGGGAUGCCUAAAGGGACUAAUGAUGAAUGGUCAGUAUGUCACUGAUGUUAUGUAUCGUGUCAACUCGUUGCGUUGCACUGACAACAUAGAACCUGGAGUUUACUUCGGGCCAUCUAAUAAUGUUCACAGUAACUACUUGAAGUUGCUUGAAAACUUCAAAGUUGGCUUUGAGAUUUCCAUCUCAAUGGAAGUGAAGCCACGGAAUUCCACGGGAUUGCUGCUGAGUGUACAUGGCAAGAGAGACUUUAUGAUCCUAGAGCUAUUGGAGAAUGAGGUUAUUGCCAAUGUUGAGAAUGGAAAGGGUCCCUUCCAUGCCAGUUACAAACUUGGCAACAAGUUUACACUUUGCGAUGGAAAUUGGCACAAAAUUCAUGCUGUCAAAUCUCGGCACGUGGUUUCCGUUGGUGUAGACGGACACUUCUCAGACGCUGGUCUAGGUCAGUCUGGAUCCACAGACACUAGAUCAGCGCUAUACAUCGGCGGACACGAGCGGCCCAUUUCAAAAGUUCGUGGAGUUCGGUCCCGACGUGGCUUCACUGGUUGCAUUAGGAACAUCGUCAUCAGGGAAACACCAGUACAAAUACCUCUGACUGCUGCCGGCCGUAAUACCCAUGUUGGUGUCUGCCCAACUGAUUAACUCUUCAAACCAUCUCUAAACCUAAAUGUAUUAUUUUUUGCUAGAUCACAUUAAAUUACCAAUUAGAUUCUUAAUACUCUGCAUUAAGUGACAAAAUACGUUAAUGUAACGAUCUGAAUGUUUAACAGUAUAAUAUAUCCAAUCUUAAACCUCAACUGUAUAAAAUUGUAUUUUUUUUUCACUCUAUUAAAAUUAUCUAUUCUCACAUUCUA